Messenger RNA from Staurois parvus, 550 nucleotides. The record is from the annotation of a GenBank genome assembly. NCBI's taxonomy places the organism in Eukaryota, Metazoa, Chordata, Amphibia, Anura, Ranidae.
ACAGGAGAUGACCAGAGACUGCGGACACAGUACAGGAGAGGACCAGAGACUGCAGACACAGUACAGGAGAUGACCAGAGACUGCAGACAUAGUACAGGAGAUGACCAGAGACUGCGGACACAGUACAGGAGACGACCAGAGACUGCGGACACAGUACAGGAGAUGGCCAGAGACUGCGGACACAGUACAGGAGAUGAGCAGAGACUGCGGACACAGUACAGGAGAUGACCAGAGACUGCGGACAGUACAGGGGAUGACCAGAGACUGCGGACAGUACAGGGGAUGACCAGAGACUGCGGACACAGUACAGGAGAUGACCAGAGACUGCGGACACAGUACAGGAGAUGACCAGAGACUGCGGACACAGUACAGGGGAUGACCAGAGACUGCGGACACAGUACAGGAGAUGAUCAGAGACUGCGGACACAGUACAGGAGAUGACCAGAGACUGCGGACAUAGUACAGGAGAUGACCAGAGACUGCGGACAUAGUACAGGAGAUGACCAGAGACUGCGGACACAGUACAGGAGAUGACCAGAGACUGCAGACA